Molecule: messenger RNA, 876 nt
Organism: Diaporthe batatas
Lineage: Eukaryota; Fungi; Ascomycota; Sordariomycetes; Diaporthales; Diaporthaceae
Exons: 2
Coding region: 1-876 (291 amino acids)
Molecular function (GO): hydrolase activity
Source: RefSeq, a predicted model, not a curated record
AUGAACACUGCAAUGAACUCUUUUCUAUAUCAUAUCGCCUCCGUGGAAGGCAUCACUACACUCGACCUUCAGCCAGGAAGAUUCGGAAAACGAUUCAUGGCCAUUCCCAAAGGUCCAGAAUCCAUCUUUGUGGGUGCAGUCUCGGAUGAGGACAUUGUACCCUCUGAUACCGGCGGGUACGUGAUGGGCGACGUGCGGACAGACGCCACUUUCAUGGCCAAGAUGCUCACCGAGCGCGUCGCCCCGGGUUCUCACGUGUGCAUGAGCCUGUACAGGCUCGCCUCGAACCCCGGGGGGCGAUUCCCCGCGGCGCUGCAGGACGCGCUGAGCGCGUACCACUACCUCCAGCAGCGCUUCCCAGACUCAGAGGUUGUCCUUUCGGGUGACUCGGCCGGUGGGCACGUUGUCAUCGGCUUGCUGCGCUACCUUGCCCAACAUGGGGCCGAGACGGGGCUCCGGCCGCCCAAGAGCGCCCUGCUGUUCUCGCCAGCUAUCGACAUGCUGGCGCCGCUGGAGCCGGAAGGGAUAACAAGCGCUCGGAACUAUGGGACUGACUACCUUGACCCGACCUUCCUAAACUGGGGCGCAAGACGCUUUGUCUCUGACAAGCCUGGAGCAAGACCUUACAUGAAUACACUAGGGGCAGAGUUCAGGAGCCCCAGCCCGAUAUGGGUCUUCUGUGGGGGCCGCGAACUCUUCUACGACGAUAUCGUGAGGUUUGUGGAUGAGAUGAGGACGGUCCAGGGCAACGAGGUCGAAUUGUGCGUGGAAAAACUAGCGAACCAUGACAUUGUCUUUGCGGGGAACCUGACUGGAUGGAAGAAAGAAGCCGAACAUGCUGCAGACGAAGCUGGGAAGUGGCUCUCCAAGCAAUAG